Messenger RNA from Andrographis paniculata, 2275 nucleotides. RefSeq names its product vacuolar fusion protein CCZ1 homolog B. NCBI's taxonomy places the organism in Eukaryota, Viridiplantae, Streptophyta, Magnoliopsida, Lamiales, Acanthaceae. The transcript has 12 exons. Gene Ontology annotation, cellular component: intracellular membrane-bounded organelle; Mon1-Ccz1 complex. Gene Ontology annotation, biological process: vesicle-mediated transport. The record is from RefSeq and is a predicted model, not a curated record. The coding region runs from base 281 to 1840 and encodes 519 amino acids.
AUAAAAUUUGAUGUAAAAAGUUUUGAGGAACGUUGACAUAAUAGGGUUAAGAACUUUCACUUCAUUUGACACUUCGAUUAACAUGCCAAAUUCGAUCGGCUCUGGUUGACGUUCGCAAAGGGAUCAAAUCUGCAGCUGGCUCGAUCUAAUACAACGAAAUUGUCGAUCCAGCUGUUUUAUAGGCAAUCUAGUAGAAGGUCCAUCGCCGUUAUUGUGGACAUCUCCCGGAAUUGUUAAUUUACGCUGAUACUGUUAGGUUUCUUGUGAAAGCCAGCCUUAAAUGGGAUUGACAUCUGGGAGCACAACCAAUGAAGCAAUGAAGUUAUGUGUAUUUGAUUUAAGGAGGGGACAAACCGAAGGGCAGGAGCUGGACAAGAUACUGUUCUUCUAUCCUGCUGAUUUGCCCCUUACAGUGCAGCUCUCUGUCAUCGGUCUCAGUGAAGGACUCAUCACUUUUACUAGAAUUUUCUCCCCAGAUGCUGCUUGUGAGGUUAUUGAAGCAGAGAUGCAUUCUCAUGUAUUUUAUGAAGCAGAACCUGACUUGUGGAUGGUCAUGGUGAUUGAAAAGAACAAAGAAUCAGAAUCCAUUUGGCGCUUCGAUGCUUUAAAGAGAGUUCUUAAAGAAAUCCAUUCCCUUUUUGUGAUGUUUCACGGACCAAUUAGGGAUUUUCUUGAUAAAGAACCCACUGGUGGACUUGUGCGAAGUCAUUUAUAUUAUUUCAUCAUGGAUUUUUUAAGCACAUUUGAAAAGCCGUCUCUGGACUUUUGCUGCUGGGAUCUUUUUAUUGGAAAGAAGCUUCAGUUGCCGAAUUUCCGUGACUCUCUAAAAGAACGAGGAACUGUACAGAUGUUAACUGUAGGACGGGAAGCUGCUAUUGAAGUUCAGUCACUUGUUAGAAUGCUCGAAUCAUGCGCUGGAAGCACACAAUGCUAUUCAAUGACGAUGUUCCAGGAUCUACUAGUCACCACAAAUCUUUCUCCUACUGAUACUGUGGGCCUAUUUACUUAUGCUGUGUUAAGGUUAACUCCCUAUGCACUGUCCUCGGGAGCAAGUUCUUGGUCCUAUACACACAAGGCGAACACCACUUGCAAUACUUCUACAGGUGCUGUACUGGCGAAUUCGAGUUCUAUUGGAGAAUUAUACCACAAUUCUAGUGAUACAGCCCCAGCUGGGAAUCUUGUUGUUAGGCCCUUACAAAAUUCCAAAUGGUCCAAGGCAAAGGAUGGUUUUCUUGGGACUGACAUUUGGGGUGCUGAUGUCAAUAGUUUAGUUCCUAAAACCCCAACAAUUUGGCUUCAUCAAAAGGAGGAGCAGAUGUAUCUAUUGCCUUAUCAACAUCGUGGGCUCACUAUUAUACUUCUUAUUCCAGUAUCAUCUGUUGAUGAGGAGCAGGGAGUUGCUUUGGUGAAGCAACAAAUUCUUGAAAAUGUAUCAAAAAAGGCAUCCAAAGUUGAAGAUAAGUUAUCAAGAGGUUGGGGUGGUGAAAAUGCAUAUCAUGUGGGUGGAUACCGCUAUUUGCUUGUAGAUGGUGAUAUAUACACUUCUAGAGCCUCUCCUCCGGGAAAAGUAACAACUUUAACCAAGGACUCCUUGGUUGCAUUGUGUAAACUUCGGGAGGAGGUUGACUUGGAAAAGAAUAGAUCUAAAUCUGAAAAUUCUGAAAAGGAUCUUGAAGUAUGCAUUCGAGCAAAAAACAAUGCUUGGGUAAUAGCCCGGUUAGCCAGAGGAAAGGAACUUUACAUGGUUCUUGAGAAAGCCAGCGAAACUCUUCUUUUUGCAUCUGAAGCCAUCGAGAAGUUUAGCGAAAGGUAUUGUAAUGGUGAUUUUUCAGUUAACUAGGGAAGACUUGCUAACUCAGGCAAUGCAGCAGCAAUGAAGGUAAGCACGUAAUCUGCUCUAUUGUCUGAACCUCUUCGACAAUAAUGAUCUGUCGGAAUAAGACAUCUACAGAAGGUAGUCUAGAGUAAUUUGUGUUGUUACAUCUUGUGCUAUACUGAGUCGACGUUUUAAAUGCCCUGCUUUCUGCAGGAAAAUUUUGAGGAAUGUACAUUACACAUAUGGGAGUUAUACAUACAUACAUAUAUAUACACACACACAUGUAUGUGUUUAUGUAUGUAGUGUGUAUAGAUGUAGCUGUGACAAAGACAUGUAGAUAUUUGACCUAAAACAACAAUAGCCUUUUGAUGAUCAAUUUAAUGAGAGUAUUAUUUAUUGCCUAAACUUAGGUUGAAAUAAGAAAAGCAUUAAUAUCUGCCACCGAAGUAGUUGUUUGGU